This is a messenger RNA of Xenia sp. Carnegie-2017, 816 nucleotides long. Its product is annotated as V-type proton ATPase 16 kDa proteolipid subunit-like. The transcript is spliced from 4 exons. Gene Ontology annotation, molecular function: proton-transporting ATPase activity, rotational mechanism. NCBI's taxonomy places the organism in Eukaryota, Metazoa, Cnidaria, Anthozoa, Malacalcyonacea, Xeniidae. The record is from RefSeq and is a predicted model, not a curated record. Gene Ontology annotation, cellular component: proton-transporting V-type ATPase, V0 domain. Gene Ontology annotation, biological process: proton transmembrane transport. The coding region runs from base 129 to 602 and encodes 157 amino acids.
GGGAACGAGACCUUGUGGCUUGUCAUGUGAUUCUGAUAAAGAUUCUGAAACGAACAUUACGACAUUUUUUAUAAGAAUCGUUUAGGUUUUCCACCACGUUUACUGUGUAAUAAACUUUAACUUUGAAUAUGUCGACUGACGAUUCAAUGAAACCUCCUUAUGUUCACUUUUUCGGAGUAAUGGGUGCUACUUCGGCCAUGGUUUUUAGUGCACUAGGUGCAGCCUAUGGAACGGCAAAAAGUGGGACAGGUAUUGCAGCGAUGAGUGUUAUGAGACCAGAGCUAAUUAUGAGAUCUGUUAUACCAGUUGUUAUGGCUGGAAUUCUUGGUAUUUAUGGUUUAGUUGUUGGUGCUUUGAUCGGCAAUGGAAUGGAUUCAAGCUAUACAUUAUUCAAGAGUUUCUUAGAUUUAGGAGCUGGUUUAAGUGUUGGUUUAAGUGGCUUGGCUGCUGGAUUUGCCAUUGGUAUUGUUGGUGAUGCUGGUGUUCGAGGGUCUGCACAGCAACCUCGUCUUUUUGUUGGAAUGAUUCUAAUCCUCAUCUUUGCUGAAGUUCUUGGUCUAUAUGGCUUAAUUGUUGCUUUGAUAUUGCACACAAAGUCAUAAAUUCUUUAUCAUUACACUCAAUAAUUUGCAUAUCUCUACAAAACUUUGACAAUUUCACAUAUGUGUGUCAUUGCCAGUUAUUAAUUAAGCAUUUCUUGGUGAUUUUAACACAUGAGUAAACUUUGAUAUUUAUGUCACACUUAAUGAUGAAGUGAUUAAUGUUUUCAGAUCUUUGAAAAUGUGAAUAUUAAAAUAAUAAAAUUUCUUCAUGCUA